Molecule: messenger RNA, 1035 nt
Organism: Nakaseomyces glabratus
Lineage: Eukaryota; Fungi; Ascomycota; Saccharomycetes; Saccharomycetales; Saccharomycetaceae
Gene: OMA1
Product: metalloendopeptidase
Biological process (GO): protein quality control for misfolded or incompletely synthesized proteins; mitochondrial protein processing
Cellular component (GO): mitochondrial inner membrane
Molecular function (GO): metalloendopeptidase activity
Source: RefSeq, a predicted model, not a curated record
AUGUUUGCGAGAUUAAACAUGCUCGCCAAGGGCGUAAGUGGCAAGUUAUGGACAAAAGGGAAGGUUCACAGCAGGUUCACUGGCAAUAGAAGCUAUGCUACAUACAAACGGUUUAACAAUAAUUCAUCCACUGAUUUUACCAAACUUUUGCUAGAUGAGAGUGGUCGGAAAUAUCUUGCUGUAACAUUUGGUCUUGGUGGAUUAUUUUAUGUGACUCAUCUGGAGAAAGCACCGCUCAGCGAAAGAAACAGAUUUAUAUGGGUUCCAAUUGGAAUUGAACGCCAAAUUGGUAAUUACUCUUAUAAAUCGAUUUUAAAUCAAACCAAGGGUGCUAUACUACCAGAGAAUCAUCCAUUGACUUUACGAGUUGACAAGAUAUUUAGAAAAAUUGUACAGGCAGCCAUGCAUCAACCAGGAGUAGAUCAGAAGCAAAUAGAAAAUAUUCAGUGGAAAAUACAUAUUGUAAAUGAUCCAAGAGCACCUCCAAAUGCAUUUGUUUUACCUAAUGGCAAAGUUUUUGUCUUUUCAUCAAUGCUUAAUAUAUGCCAAAAUGAUGACGGUAUUGCCACUGUUUUAUCACAUGAAUUUGCACAUCAAUUGGCAAGACAUACCGCCGAAAAUUUAUCAAAAGCACCUCUGUAUUCUCUUCUUGGCAUUAUAUUGUACACGGUAACUGGAGCAGAGGGAAUAAACCGACUACUAUUGGAUGGUAUACUACGGAUGCCAGCUUCUAGACAAAUGGAGACCGAGGCUGAUUAUAUUGGUUUGAUGCUGAUGUCUAGAGCCUGCUUCCAACCUAAUGAAUCUGUAAGACUAUGGGAGAGAAUGACUCAAUUUGAGAAAAGAACUAUGAAUGGCGCCAAUUUUGAAUUCCUAAGUACACACCCUGCCAGUAGCAGAAGAAUUGAAAACAUGCAAAAGUGGCUUCCUCAAGCUAGACAAAUAUAUGAACAGUCUGAAUGCGGAAUGUUUACUGGCUUCCAAAAUUCAAUAUUCAAUACCGCAGAGAGUUUUUCAAACAGCAUAUGGCAUUAA